CUAAUAGGUGGUUUACGAUAAAAAGUUUUUUUGUUUUAUGUGUUAAGCAGAUAUGCUUUUGCCUCACUAGUGGUUGGCCGCAUUCAUGUAGAAUCCCUCACUCAAUUUAGCAUCCCGAAUUCAGUCAGCUUGGUAUAAAGGCGGCGCGGAGAGGCGAACACUGAUUCUUCUAUACAGAUGCCUCCAUACAUCCAGUGAAUGAAAAAAGAUUUAACAUUGUGAAGCGACGUCAGCUGUGAGCCAUAUGUGAGUAUUCGAAUAACCGUAGUAAUGGUAUUCCACCAAGUAAGAGCUAAACUUUGCGAAACCAGUACCAGAUUUGGUAAUCAACACAGAUGUGAUAUUCAAGAACUACAUUUAGCACAGAACUCCAGAAAAAAAAAAAAACCUACAAUUGCUCAAUGAUAUCUUCGAAUGUGACUAGGACAUAGCCUGCGAACAAGCUUUUGAAUUUGUUCGUCAAAGUUUAUCGAUUUGCUAUGGUUUCUGGCGGAAAGAAACAAUGAUCGGCUAACCGUUUUCAAAAAACCCGGGCUUAGAAUUGCACGAACGAUGAAAUAAACAAGAUCUACUGUUAGAGCUUAAGUUGUACCUGAAUAGGUGUACAGAUAGGCAUUUCACAAAGAUAAACGUGUGCCUAUUAUUCAAAUAGGUUUCUUAAUCAGUAAUGAUGAGAUCGUGUUGAGUUUCUUAGCAUCGAAAAUUCUACAAAUGCAACUAUUUGAUUACGCGCACGCACUAGUACAUGUCAUGUUAUAAGUUUUAUGCUUGAUUGGGUCGAUCUGUCGUCUCAUGCAAAAAAAAGAAGAAGCUUUAAUUCGUUUUAGUGAACCAAAAUAUGUUCUAUAUAUAAAUUAUAUCGCAGACAGCAUCACGGUGCUACGUAGCGUGACCUCCCUAAGAAGCCAGGCGUUUUCGACUAAAAAUGAAAGCCGAAUGCGUGUCCUGCUGUAUGUACUUUGAUCACUGGAAAUCUUAACUUUGAAUAGAGUACUCUAACUCUAAGCAGUGCAAAGCGGAUCCUGCAAAACUUACAUGUCUGCAUCAUACAAGCAGACGAUUUACAAAUACGAACCACGACAACUUGGAGAAAAUGCUAUUAUUGACUGAAGUUAGUAGUAAGUCUGUCAACGUAGUCAAAAAGUAGUCUGUCAACGUUUUUAUCAUAUUCCAAUAUCAGCAUUUCCGCACUUUUAGGAAUGUUCACUGUUAAUUUUGUACUCAAUAUAUGUAUCUUCUAUAGAACCUAUAGCCUCCUUGUAGCCAGUGCAAACAUACCUGAAGGCAAAAUCAAUUUCGUAGGAUUAGAUUUUUUCUAUGAAUUUUUUGGAGAUUAGCCAUUUUGCCAAAAAAAAAAAAAAAAAAAACUAAUUAGUCGAAGUAGCGCAUCUUUCGCUCUGUCUGUAUGUUGCAAAAUGAUAAUCAAUACGAACGUCACUGUUUCUUUGGCGACUCCUAUAACAAACUAUAGCUUACCUGGUCUUUUUCUGCUUAAUCUGCUUGACUAGGAUAAUCAGUUUGGGUACAGAACCAAGUGGAACGUCCGCCGUCAUACUUUGUCUCUUUCAGUCGAUAUUUUACCUAGGCAGUGUUAAGGCACUAUUGUCGUCAACUCGGGUGUAAAGAGAGGUACUACUUUUUUAAGUGAGUGCCCCUCUACUAAUAUUGACAAUCGUAGUCCUGUCGUACAGCCAGCUGUUGAUCUACAGUAGCGAUUCGUUUUCAACUUUUGUCCGGACAUUAAGACGCACGCGGAAAAGCUGACUAAUCCAUCAGAGCACUGGUCAAACAGAAUGAGACAAAUCCUACUGAGUGUCCUGCUUAUUGCUAUCGAAAGGUGUUACGGUCUACUUGAGCUGCAAGAUAAACUUUUCAUAAAUCUAACAGAUGCGGCAGUAUACAACAAGCGAACACGUCCAUCGUACAUCAUAGGCAUUCCACUUCUCGUGCGUCUCAAUGUCGUCAUUCACCGGAUGGACGGAAUUGACGACGUGCACACGGAGUAUGAAGCGGACGUCGAGUUCACGCUCCGGUGGCGCGACGAUCGUCUUGAGUACGAUUCUCAACUCCUGCUUAACUUUCCCAUUCAAGGAGAUCACUGGCAUGCUAAUCAGAUCUGGCUGCCGAAUUUGCACGUGGCAAACGAUAAACAGUACACGUCUAUCAUUGACCUUUCGCCAGGCAGCGUGCACGUGCUUAUCAGGUCGAACGGUAAAACUUGCGUUGUUUUUAUACGGAUCACAAACAAACAUUAUUGUUACCAAGUAAAGUAUCGUCUUUGGCAAAACAUACUGCGUAAACAUGUCUUUCAUUGUACGUGUUUGGCCUUGCUUUUUGCAGGCGAGGUAGUGCUCUCGAAACGAGCUCAUCUGAAGCUCCGUUGCGAAAUGGAGCUCUACAAGUACCCACUUGACAAGCAAACAUGCGGGAUGACGAUUGAAAGCAGUUCGUUACCCAUUUCACACCUUCGCAUGCAAUGGUCGAAGCGCCCAGGUCUUUUACUAGCCGACCCUAGUCACGCACGGGGAUUCACAAUUCAGAAUUAUUCCACUUACGAAGCGAUUAACCAUCGGCUUGUGGGUAAUUUCUCUUUGGUGACUUCGGAAUUUGUCCUGUCUCGACAGUUCGGCCCAUUUCUACUGGAUAUCUAUAUUCCAGGAGUGGCAUUCGUCUUUACGUCGUGGCUAUCAUUUUGGAUGGAAGUAACAGCUGCGCCUGCGCGAAUUUCAUUGUCGAUCACCACUAUGCUCACAAUGGUAACCUCAGGCAAGACCAUAAGGGAAAAACUUCCGAAGGUACCAUAUGUGCACGCGCUGGACAUAUGGCUACUCGCUUGCACAGCCUUCAUUUUCUUCGUGCUGUUUGAAUACGCGAUUGUCAACUACAUCUAUAAUCGAGACAAACGGGUCCGGCAGGGAGGCUUACGACGUGUUGAUUCUUGUGUUUCACUCGCUUCAUCCGUCUACCAUAACUCUUCAGAGAAUGGCAAACCAUUAGGUGAGCCGAUUUCCAAAAAGAGAGCUAAACAGAUGGGUUUGGAACCCCUGAACACGACUCAAGUAGGAGGUUCGGCUUCCAGCAACGGGGCUUUGCGUCCGCCACAUUCACCGGCCCGCGGGGCAAGUUCAGGAAGUAUUUUUCAAUUCCCGCCGGAUCUUGAUCCAAUUCAGGUGCCACCCAGCCCUUCGCUUUCAGUACAGUAUUCUCGAGAAAGGGUACAAUCUAUCGUGCGGAUGCCGCUUACAAAUCGGGACAUUGCCAAUUGCAUAGAUCGUCGAUGUCGUCUUGUGUUUCCACUUGGAUUUGCAAUUUUUAACGCCGUUUACUGGACCAUUCUAUGUCGAUGAAAAAAUGCCUGAAGGCAAUUAUUGAGCCGGUCAAAAUGACUUAUAUGUGAAAUAUAAAGGAGCCUUAAGACGGUAUAAUACUUUAUGGAUACGUGAUAGCUAUGGCUAGGUGCUAACAUUACCCUAGGCAUCUGUUAGCUGUGCUUUUUUCAGCAACAAUUUGCAGAGAUGCUCAGCGUACAAGGACUGGUUAAACUUAUACGUUGACAACUAGACCGUUAGGCAUUAUAUUAGAUAUCAACGCUUGAAAAUAUCGACUGUUAGACAGCUUCGUUCAUAUAGAACAUUGUCAUUUCGCCUGUUAGGAAUAAUCAAUUCGUAUUACAACCAGCUAUAAGGCUGAACUUUUGAGGUUGACGACUCAAACCAAGCUCACGGAUAGGACCUAUUUGUAGAUGCCGUUCAUGCUAUUGAGCCAGUCUAGCUUUCUCAUAUUUGGUCCCUGUGAUAGCUUAGUGGGUAACGUACUUGAGCGACACGUUGUGGGGUAGGUCAGAACCCGCGCAUAAACAGACGAUUCGUUUCGUGCUGGGAGCCAGCCAUGUGAUUUGUUGCCUAACGGCAAUACCGGACGUAAAACUCGAGAUGUAAAUGUUUCGAAUAUACAAAAAAAAGGUGCAAACGUACAUUUACAGCCAGCUAAUAUAUAGGUUUUCGCUUUAGAAAAAGUAGGUUUCGUGUCAGAGCGCAUGUUGGCUCAGUUUAUAAUACGCGUUUUUAUUAAUUAUAAAUCUACUUUUCCUAACUGUUAACUUACAUCUGUAGCUUUACUUCUGCAUCCCAUGUGUCUCCAGUAAUAUCAGUUAAUACCGAAUUAGUCAAGUGUGCCUUCUGAACAAGCCAAGAAAUCAGGCUUAUUUGGACUGACUGAGCUCCACUGGCAAACAAUAGUUCUAAAAAGUACCCAGCAACUUAUAAAUAACGCCUUUUUAUAAUAAAUGUUUUAUGUGUCGCAUGUGAAAUUAAGUCGUUACUUUUAUCAGGUAAAUAGGAAUAGAUAUUAUGACAAUACGAUGACAGCUCUACUUCACAGGGCGCUCAACUUUUACAGAAAGUUCAAGUCGCUUAAAGUAUUUCCUUGGGCAGCAAAGUUUCCGACAGUUAUCUAUUCGAAAAUUCCUCGUGAAGCAGAUGGUAAAAAUCGGCAAUGCAAAGGUGAUUAUAGUUGUGACCCUUAGUUUAGAAGUAUUGAGAAUUGAAAUCGAUUUCUGACUAACUAGAAUUAUCUAUCCCCAUGUCUUUUUCAGAAAUUAUCCCACUGUCUUUUGAUUUAGUUUAAUCGGCCUUGCAAAUAUCCUUUCUAUUCUAAUGAAUAAACGAGAUAGAUACACAUAUGUGAAGGAUUAUAGAAUAGUCUCUAGCAUCUAAGAAGGAUAGAUAUUUUCAGUUUUUACGUGUUUUAUUGUAAGUGAAAGCUUAAAUGCGGUAAAAGAUGCUUGUCAUCGGUGUGUAAACUGGAUCUCCGACAUAGAAUUUCGGAACUUUCAGAACCUUUUUUCGUCAAAAUCAAAGUACUAUUCUUUCUCAUAUAUUGCUUUGUUGUAGUUAACAUCUAUCGUAGAUAUGAAUUUAUAUAUAAGUUAAGUUUGUAUUGCUCGCACCUUUUAACAAUGAGCAUAUUUUUGUGUCUCAUGGUUCUGUUCUGGGCCGGUUUAUACGCGCAAUGACACAUACAUUAUAAUUUCGAAUAAACCAAAGGUGGUAUAGGCAAUGAGGCCUAUAACCAGCUUUAAAUAAAAUGAUGUACUUCAUAACAGCUCCAUUUGAAAUCAAUGUAUUCAACUGAACGCCCUGCAAAAGCUCUGAACUUACUUUCUAUUGUAACCUGUAAUCCAUUGAAACCUGUAAUUCAUCGUGUUCAAGGAACAUACGAAUAGAAUGAACUUAACCCUUACUCUGUCC
Messenger RNA from Varroa destructor (honeybee mite), 5249 nucleotides. Its product is annotated as gamma-aminobutyric acid receptor subunit beta-like. The record is from RefSeq and is a predicted model, not a curated record. Gene Ontology annotation, cellular component: membrane. Gene Ontology annotation, molecular function: extracellular ligand-gated monoatomic ion channel activity; transmembrane signaling receptor activity. Lineage: Eukaryota; Metazoa; Arthropoda; Arachnida; Mesostigmata; Varroidae. Gene Ontology annotation, biological process: monoatomic ion transmembrane transport.